AUGGAGCGACAACAUGAGCGCAGGCGGCGUCGAAGGCCGGCCCUGUCCUGCCUAGAGUGCCGGCGCCGCAAGAUCAAGUGCGACCGAAACGACCCGUGUGCCCACUGUGUCUCGGCCGAGACGCCGUGCACUUACAACGUCCACGGCAGCGAGUCUAUUCUUCGGCCGCAACAUCCCCGCCGGGACGGCUCGGGGGUCCAGACGGCGAGCACCCCGUCCGCUGCUGGACACUCGCCUUUUGCCUAUGCCGCCCAGCAGAGCCGCAUUGGCAGAGGCGGGUUGGAAACAAGGCUUCGCCGUGGCCCGUCUCCGUCUCGGGCCGAAGCAGCGGCCGCCCAAAACGACAGCCCGGAUCGCGUACAGAGGCUUGAGAAGUCCUCGGCAUCCCAUCCUGUCGAUGCGCUGGCCGAGAUCGGGCGAGAGGUUUUGGCGCCCUGGUCCAGGCUGCAGGACUCGCAGGUCAUUCUCAACAAGACGAGAAUCCUGAGAUGGAGCCACUGGUUCGGAACCGUCUUUUCCUGCUAUGCCGCGGCUUGCGGCCACGGUCAUGGAACCUCAUUUCAGGGAGCCGAGACGGAAGCCUUGGUUGUCGAGAUGGGCGUUCUUCUUCAAAAGUGCAAGACAUUCGACCUCUCACCCCCUGCCCGCGAAGUGGCCGACUCGAUGGUAACGCUGUAUUUCCAAUCUUUUGAGUCGACGUACAGGAUCCUCCACAAAUCCACAUUUUGGGCCGAGUACGAGAGAUACUGGAGUCAUCCGGAACGUGUUUCGAAUGGCCUGCGUCUUAUAAUCCUCCUAGUCAUUGGGAUUGGAUCUGGUCUUCACCAGCGGGGAGACGGCAAUGUUGGGCUCGGCACCAACGUUCAUCAAUGGAUUUUCUCCAUUGGCGGCGACCUCGUAUGGAUGUCAAUGGGAUCGCUCAUCCAUAGUGCCAUGCAGAUAGGCCUGCACCGGGACCCAACACACCUUCCGGCAAUGCCCCCGUUGCAGGCCGAGCUCCGGAGGCGGCUCUGGGCCACCGUCGUCGAGAUGACGGUACAGUCGUCUUUGGACUCAGCAAUGCCGCCCAGGAUCUCCCUUGACGAGUUCGACGUUGAGCCGCCGUCCAACAUCGACGACGAUGAGAUGGACGGCAUGGAGCCAGACACGACGUUCCAGGCUCACCCCAGGGGCACUUAUACGGCCACCUCGAUGCAGCUUCUUCUGCUCGACUCACUGCCGACCCGCCUGCGCAUCCUCCAGCUUCUCAACUGUUUGAAUUCUCAACUGUCUUACAUGGAUGUCCUUGCGCUGAGCUCAGAGAUGACGGACGCCUGUCACGCAUGCAGCAGCUUCAUGAAGAAUCAUGAGCACUCCGGGGUGACGCCCUUUCACCGGAACCUGCUCGACUACCUGGUGCGCCGGUUCCUGAUCCCUCUGCACUGCCCAUUCGCCAGCAAAGCGCGGACAAACCCGCUGUUUCAUUACUCGCUCAAGGCCAGCCUCGACACGGCCCUGGCCAUCAUCUCUCCCGAACCAGACCCUGGCUUCUCUCGUCUCAUGGCUAUCGGCGGAGGCCUUUUCCGAGAAGGCUUCCGGUACGCGUCGGCCAUCAUCAGCCUCGAGCUCGUCACCCAGGUCGAGGCCCAGCGUCGCGACGGGACGCUGCACCGCAACGCGCAGUACAGGGAUUUCCUCAAACACGCCAUGAGAGACAUGAUCGCUUUGUCGUCGGAGCGAAUCCGGCAAGGAGAGACUAAUAUCAAGGGCCACAUGUUCCUCAGCAUGCUCAUGGCCCAGGUCGAGGCUAUGGAAGCCGACACGCCCUGCGAUGUUGAGUUGCAGAUUGCACGGAGUGCAAGAGAUAGCCUUGAGUUUUGCCACGACCUGCUGCGCACACGGGCCGGCACUGCCUCUCCGGAUUCACGGUCCGCAUCUCCUGGCCUUGAUGGCGGACAAGAUAGCGAGGGCUAUGGGCUGGACUUGGAUAUGGAUAUUUUCUUUCCGGAGAUGCACUUUUCAUAA
Hirsutella rhossiliensis is the source of this 2004-nucleotide messenger RNA. RefSeq names its product fungal zn(2)-Cys(6) binuclear cluster domain-containing protein. The transcript is spliced from 5 exons. Gene Ontology annotation, biological process: DNA-templated transcription; regulation of transcription by RNA polymerase II. Gene Ontology annotation, cellular component: nucleus. NCBI's taxonomy places the organism in Eukaryota, Fungi, Ascomycota, Sordariomycetes, Hypocreales, Ophiocordycipitaceae. Bases 1 to 2004 code for a protein of 667 amino acids. The record is from RefSeq and is a predicted model, not a curated record. Gene Ontology annotation, molecular function: zinc ion binding; DNA-binding transcription activator activity, RNA polymerase II-specific; RNA polymerase II cis-regulatory region sequence-specific DNA binding.